AUGCUGGUUUAUCGAACAUCUGCUAUAUCGUUUAACUCUUCACUUGCAUAUCAACUAACUCCGAAACCGAAUACUAGUGCUGGCGAUUGGUUUGCCGAAGGUAAUAAUAUUAAACCGACUGGAAAGUUCUUGCAGCCUGUUCUGAUGCUAAUGGAGUGGACGAAAAUCACUAAACGGUGA
Messenger RNA from Ambispora gerdemannii, 180 nucleotides. The record is from the annotation of a GenBank genome assembly. Lineage: Eukaryota; Fungi; Glomeromycota; Glomeromycetes; Archaeosporales; Ambisporaceae.